UAAGCCAACAACAGUGAUAGAUCGAUUGAAUGGUUUGCUGACAAAGAAACGUCUUAUCCCUGACAGCCAAACCGGACCUCUAGAGGACGAAGACCUGAUCAAGCACUGGGCUGUAUGCCAAUUCAAAUUCCAGGAGGUUCGGCAGAAAACUGAAUGA
Molecule: messenger RNA, 157 nt
Organism: Cercopithifilaria johnstoni
Lineage: Eukaryota; Metazoa; Nematoda; Chromadorea; Rhabditida; Onchocercidae
Source: the annotation of a GenBank genome assembly